AUGCUUCAGAGCAAAAACGAGCUGCAGCUGGUGACCGUGCUGAUUACCCAAGUGGCUUCCCCAAGUUCGACCCACUUAGGAAGUGCCCAGAGGGGACGCUGGGGCGAUGAGGGACCAGCCAGCGGAGCCAAAACCAGUCAGGAAGAGAAGUCAACUGCAAAUACGAGCAACUGCCGGUAUAUCAAUACCUCAGAAUGUGACCUGAUAUGGAGAUAUGGUUUUACAGAAGUCAUUGCCCAAAUUAAAAACUUUGUGUUUGUCAAUAACUCUGAAAUGUGGCUGGAAAAUUAUGGAACAUCAAAAAGUAAGGCAGGUAUUGGAAGUAAUGGUGGUUUAUGCAAGGAAAUUGUCCUUAAUCUCCUCAAAGUAUCUGAACGAGAAGCACUCGAGGUGAUACUUGAACUGAAAGAGCUGAACUUGUCCUGGAACAGUGAAGUGGGAGGAAAUUUGCCUCUGACCCUCCAGAAAUUCCAAGAAGGGAGCAAGAUACAAACACUUGAGCUUGUGGAUUGUGACCUCACAUCUGAAGAUGGGGCAUUUGUGGGUCAGUUGCUACCCAUGAUGCAAAAUCUCGAAGUCCUUGAUCUUUCCAUUAACAGAAACAUUGGUGCCAGUCUGAACAGUAUUGCUCAGGGAUUAAAAAGUACCUCAAAUCUGAAAGUACUGAAGUUACACGCAUGUGGACUAUCACAAGAGAGUGUCAAACUACUGGAUGCUGCUUUUAGGUCCUUGUGUGAACUGAAGAAAUUAGACCUUUCCUGCAACAGGGAGCUGAGUGGGGGUUUUGAAGACUCAUCAGCUCAGCUGGCCACGUUGGAGCAUCUAGAAGUUUUGGAUCUUCACCAGUGCUCGCUAACGGCAGAUGAUGUGAUGUCACUGACCCAGGUAAUCCCUUUACUCUCGAGUCUUCAAGAGUUGGAUUUAUCUGCCAACAAAAAGAUGGGCAGCUCUUCUGAAAACCUCCUCAGCCGGCUCCGAUUUUUACCAGCACUGAAGUCCUUACUCAUCAACAGCUGUGCUCUGGAGAGUGAGACUUUUACCGCCCUCGCUGAAGCCUCCACUUACCUCCCUGCUCUGGAAAUAUUCGACCUUUCUUGGAAUAAAUGUGUUGGUGGCAACCUGAAGCUGCUUCUGGAAACACUGAAGUUUUUAGGGUCCCUUCGAGUGCUGAGACUGAGCGGCUGUGGCCUGGUGACAGAGGACGUCGCUCUCCUGGCUUCCGUAAUACACACAGGUCACCUGGCCAAGCAACGGGAGCUCGGCCUGAGUUAUAAUGACAGCAUCUGUGAUGCAGGAUGGGCCCUCUUCUGCCAAAAUGUGCGGUUCCUCAAAGAGUUGACCGAGCUGGAUAUUAGCUUUCGGCCAUCAACUUCUCGGGAUUGCGGACAAUGGUUUAGACACUUGUUACGUGCUGUCGCCAAACUUUCCGAGAUCACGGAGAUAGGAAUGAGAAGAUGGAUCCUCCCCACUUCACAGGAGGAAGAACUAGAACAUUUUCACCAAGAUCACAGAUGCAGCAUUCACUUUGACCUUGGUGAGUUUCAGGAAGCUGAUUUCCCAAGGCUUAACUAAGCUAUAAACCAUUAUCUGGAGGAGGAAAAGAGCAUGAAUGAAACUUAGUGUAA
Leptonychotes weddellii (Weddell seal) is the source of this 1625-nucleotide messenger RNA. The record is from RefSeq and is a predicted model, not a curated record. NCBI's taxonomy places the organism in Eukaryota, Metazoa, Chordata, Mammalia, Carnivora, Phocidae.